Molecule: messenger RNA, 3381 nt
Organism: Cucurbita maxima (winter squash)
Lineage: Eukaryota; Viridiplantae; Streptophyta; Magnoliopsida; Cucurbitales; Cucurbitaceae
Product: cytochrome P450 78A5-like
Exons: 2
Coding region: 1676-3193 (505 amino acids)
Molecular function (GO): oxidoreductase activity, acting on paired donors, with incorporation or reduction of molecular oxygen; heme binding; monooxygenase activity
Source: RefSeq, a predicted model, not a curated record
GAGACUCACAAUUUCUUUAUUCGACAUUUGAGGAUACUAUUGACAUGACUAACUUAAGGGUAUGACUUUGCUUUUGGUUUCUUCAUAAGACUUCAUACCUAUGAAAAUGCAUUCCUUACUAAUCCACGAUCAACCCUUUAAUUAGUCAAUAUGAGACUUUUCUCCCAACAAUCCUCAACAUAAAUCUCCAAUGAUUCAUCCCUAUAAAUGUUAUUAAUUCCUUUAAUAAUAAAAUUAUCUUCAAGUUGGUGAGGCAAAUAAUCUUUCUUGCUAGAAUUAGAAAUGACCGUUUGGUUUACAAAGUGAACUAACUCGUCAGCUGAACAAUAAAAAUGGAGGGCAGAUGUUUUGUCCAGAACCCAAAAAAUAAAUAAAUAAAUAAAUAAACAUUGUGAUGUGUAGCUUUACAACCUGUCCUAUCACUUUAUUUUCAACUUGUGAAUAAUAUUUCAUGUGUAUACCAAAUAAGUAUAAUAAGUUACUUGUUGUACUAUUCAUUAUUGUGUUAUAUAUGUGUAUUAUUAUGAACUUUAUCAUAUUGAUUAAAGAAAUAUUAUCAAGGACUUAAAAGUAUCCAUCCAUCCUAACCAAUGAAGCUACAAGAACCCUCUAAUCAUGAAUCCGAGAUUAGAGGACCAAUUAAAUAGAUGUUUUCUGUCUGUCUAUUAUUGUUCUGCUCAUUUUUGUUCAUGUACUUUUAAAACAUCCAUUUGAGUCGUAAUUUUAAAAAGUAACCAUUUUGGUACAACAAUUUCGUUUUAAAACUUUAUUUUAGUCGUGCUUUUAAAAAGUCACAAUUUUAGUGGGUAAUUUUCAUUUUUUUAAUCAUAAUUUUAGCAGGAUAAUUUACUUACUAUGCAAGAUCUUUUUAGUUUAAAUUUUGCUACGAAAUUAAUUAAUUUUUGAAAGUGGGUGGACAAAAUGAAUGUUUUUAAAAAAGAAGUGGAUGCCAAAAUAAGUGCCACGUAUUUGAUUAACAAGAUGCUUCUCCUGAUGUCAGCCAGGCAAUUCUCCAAAUUUUUUAAACCUUUUUUUUUCUUUUCUUUUAGAAUUAUUAUAACAUUAAAAUCCAAUGCAAAAUUAGGUAAAUUCUGGGUUUUCCAAAAACCGGCAUCCUUCGAACUGUUUUCCCUUUUGCCUUGGCUGUAUGAAAUGGUGUUAUGUCUCCACUCACAUUCCUGCUUUUUCCACAAUAUCAGCUCCCUUUUUUCCUUUUUUUCUUUUUAAUAUAAUAAAAUUUCAUGUUUUUUUUAAAAAAAAAAAGCUUUUGUUCCAUGUCGAGAAUAUUCUAUGAAAAUUUUAACACUAACCAAUUGAAUUGCUUAUGGUGAUUUUACUUUCGAUCUCGUUAAUUACUCUUCACUAACCUCAGUUACAUGUUUGAAGGGUAAUUUUUAGAUAGUUCUUAAUUCUAAGCAUAUUAGCUCGUUUUCUUGUUAUGCAAAAUUGGUUCUUACAUAGGAUUGAGAAAAUGAUUGCAAGCUCAAAUUUGAAGCAAAAAAGAAAGGCAAAUCUAUGCCCAAAAGCUUAACUAUGGUUAGGUGAGUAGUAACUGCAGGCUUAACCAGGAUUAGUUCCCACGUACUAUAUAAACCACUCCCCACCUAAAUCCCCAUGCACUCCAAGUUUCCAACACAUUGUCUUGCUAUCCACAAACCUCUCUACUUCUAAACAAAUGAAGCUUCUUAUUCUUGCCACCCUCACAAUAAGCUCACUCCUCUUCCCUUUCACCUUCCUCAAUUUCCUCUUUUGCUCUCUCCUCGCCCUCUCUCUCAACUUCUGGCUCAUCCCCGGUGGGUUUGCAUGGCGCAACCACCACCGCUCCUCAGCCAACCUUCCCGGCCCCUCUGGCUGGCCGUUACUCGGAACGCUCCCGCAAAUGGGGCCACUUGCUCACCGAAAUCUCGCUGCCAUUGCACACUCCUUCAAAGCCACUCGUCUCAUGUCCUUCAGCUUGGGUACGACUAGAGCCAUCAUAAGUAGUCACCCUGACACGGCCAAGCAGAUCCUCUGUGGCUCAGCUUUCUCCGACCGCCCCAUCAAGCAAUCAGCUCGACUAAUGAUGUUCGAGCGAGCCAUUGGUUUCGCUCCCAAUGGAGUCUAUUGGCGUAAUCUUCGACGAAUCGCUGCAAACCACAUGUUUUCUCCACGAAGAAUCUCCGACCUGGAAGGGCUCAGAAGAGAGGUUGGCGUUGAAAUGACAGAGGAGAUGUCAAGAAAUAUGACCAUUGACGGGGUAGUGAGGCUAAGAGAAGUCCUCCAAAAGCAUACGUUGAAGAACAUAAUAGAGAGCGUGUUUGGAAGUGAUUUUAAAACGGUACGAAAGAAUCAACUGAGUGAAAUGGUGAGAGAAGGCUAUGAAUUGAUAGCUAUGUUCAAUUGGGAAGAUCAUUUUCCGGUCAGUUUCUUGGAUUUUGGUGGAGUGAAAAGGAAGUGCCAUGAAUUGGCGGGCAGGGUUAGUGUAGCAGUCGGGCAGAUUGUUGAAGAGAGAAAAAGAGACAAAAAUGAGGCGAAAAAUGACUUUCUUAGUGCUUUGCUUACUUUACCAAAGGAGGAUCAGCUGAAUGAUUCAGACAUGGUGGCUGUUCUAUGGGAAAUGAUAUUUCGUGGAACCGAUACGAUUGCCAUACUCUUAGAAUGGAUCAUGGGCAGGAUGAUAUUACACCCAGAAAUCCAAGCCAAAGCUCGAGAGGAGAUCGACACGUGUGUAGGUUGCAAUAGGCACGUGCGUGAUUCCGACAUUCCCAACCUUCCUUACCUCCAAGCCAUAGUAAAGGAAGUUCUCCGUUUACACCCUCCAGGUCCAUUACUGUCGUGGGCCCGUUUGGCAAUCCAUGAUGUCCACGUGGACAAGGUCUUAAUCCCAGCUGGCACCACGGCAAUGGUGAACAUGUGGGCCAUAUCUCAUGACCCUUCCAUAUGGAAAGACCCAUGGACAUUCCGACCAGAGCGGUUCAUUGAAGACGACAUGUCGAUUAUGGGUUCGGAUUUGAGGCUGGCGCCGUUCGGGGCUGGGCGGAGGGCGUGCCCAGGGAGGGCGUUGGGUUUAGCCACUGUGCAUCUAUGGCUAGCCACUUUUCUGCAACGGUUCGAAUGGGUUCCGUGUUCGACAAAGCCGGUUAAUUUGUCGGAAUGUUUGAAGCUGUCCCUUGAAAUGAAGAAAGCUUUGGAGUGUUGUGUGGUUAGUCGGUGAUUUUCUGUAGUAAAAAAAGGAAAAUAUAUGCCGUGGGUUUGGAGUUGAAGAGGUUAUUUUGGUGGUUAAAAAAUAUUUUUACGGCGACAAAAACCUCAUGGAAAGUAGAUUAUUUGUGAUGUAAAUUGCUUAAUAACUGUGUUUUUAUAGUAAGAAAUAAGGCCCACGAAGAUGCCAAGUUGUAAUCA